This is a messenger RNA of Boleophthalmus pectinirostris (great blue-spotted mudskipper), 749 nucleotides long. It is a transcript of the gene lsm3, whose product is annotated as LSM3 homolog, U6 small nuclear RNA and mRNA degradation associated. Gene Ontology annotation, molecular function: RNA binding. The record is from RefSeq and is a predicted model, not a curated record. Gene Ontology annotation, cellular component: catalytic step 2 spliceosome; U4/U6 x U5 tri-snRNP complex; precatalytic spliceosome. Bases 90 to 398 code for a protein of 102 amino acids. The transcript is spliced from 4 exons. Gene Ontology annotation, biological process: mRNA splicing, via spliceosome; P-body assembly. Lineage: Eukaryota; Metazoa; Chordata; Actinopteri; Gobiiformes; Gobiidae.
ACCCACGCACGUACGUCCUCCGGAUCUGGCUAGUGGUACGUCGACGGCACGCACGACGCACGCAGCAGACCGACGCAGACUCAAACAGCAUGGCGGACGAAGUGGAGCAGCAGCCGACCCCGAACACCGUGGAGGAGCCGUUGGACCUGAUCCGACUCAGUUUGGACGAGAGGAUCUACGUGAAGAUGAGGAACGACCGCGAGCUGCGAGGAAGACUGCACGCGUAUGACCAGCAUCUGAACAUGAUCCUGGGCGACGUGGAGGAGACGGUGACCACAGUGGAGAUCGACGAUGAAACCUAUGAAGAACUAUACAAGUCGACCAAGAGGAACAUCCCUAUGCUGUUUGUGAGAGGAGACGGAGUGGUCCUGGUAGCCCCGCCCCUCCGAGUCGGAUAGACCAAUCAGUCACUCAUCGUUCACCUUAUAGCCCUGGCCCACAGUAAUCAAUAAGAUGCCUUAGUUGUGUCAAAUAUUAUAGAAAAAAAAAGUUAAGAAGUUUAAAUUAGGCCUAACAAUUUUUUUUUUUAUGCGAACUGUUCAUGCAAGUUUGAAAAUGUAGACUUUAUUUUUCCCAUUUAAGUAAACAUCAGGGAUAUGACCAUGUUUUUUUUUGUUUUUUUUUUAAUGGGUUAUGUGUUUGUAAAGUGUGUUGCAUUUUGGGGCGUGGGAUAAAAUCAUGCUCGCUGUGAGAUUCAAAGUGUUUCUGUUUUGGAUUUUGGUAAAGUUGAAUAAAAAAAAAGUUUAAGA